CAUUUGUAAAUCAAUGUCAACUGUCAGCCGGUCAGUCAUUCAUUACCCAAUAUAAUUCUGAAUUCUUUACAAAAUAAUUAAACAAUUGCAGAAUUGUUACUUGUACACCCUUCAACUCUUUUUUUAUAGUGUCUCCUUGCUGGCAAAUAAAGAUAACAGUGUUUUGGAUCCAAUGAAAUCAGUUUUAAAUUGAUCUAUUGUGAUUCACAUUUUUUUUAUUUAUAAUGGCUUCCUAAUAAGUUUUAAGCUAAGUUGCGUCGGUAAAAAUGCAGCGUAAACCAGGAUUCCCCGUUGCGAACUGCAAUAUUAAAAUGCCCGAUGGCUCAAUGCCUCCAGAAGUAGCAGGGGAUGAUGAAUGGGAUCCUCAACAUAGACGGCAGCAACUCAUAAAUUUUGGUCACUCUCAAUGGGGCUUUAAUAAUUGGAAUUGGACGGUCACAAAGCAGGACUUGGAUUUUGUUGAAUUAAUUAAUGGCAAAUACACAGCUGGAGUGGCUGCAUUUGUUAAUGUUACUAUUAAGAGUUUAGAUAUACAUCGGGAAAAUGUUGGAUAUGGAACAUCUGUUAGCCUCACUAAAGGAUCGGCUAUUCAUAGAGCCCGUAAGUGUGCUGUAACUAAUGCACUUCGCGAGACCUUAUUAAGCUUUGGAGGAUUGGUGUCCACGGAGCUCAUAGAGUUACUAGAAACAAACAAAGAAGUGCCACUGCCAGAAUCAGAUAUUCAAACAACCAAGCCAACUGAACCCAAAAACUUAGCUCGUAAUGAAGAAAUAAAUGGAACAAUUGCUAAGAGUAUACCCAACGUGCCGAGCGUGACUCCUAUACGUCCGCCGCCACCGACGAUCAAGAAUGCUGUCAAUAUUCCACCCCCUAUAGCCAAGGCCCACCCAAUGCCUGCUAACCUGCCCCCAGCAGCCAACAGGCCCCCUUUGGUCCCGCGCCCACCGCCGCCCCCCCCAGCCGUGCGACCGAACAACGUAAGUUUUAUCCUCCCUGUGAUGGGAGGCAUGGUACCACCCAUGUAUCCUCCGCCCCCGCGAAUUCCCCACGCACCCCCCAUGUACCAAAACUACUACGAAUACCCAUGGCACUUUUACGAAACGUACGACCGUCACCAUGGUAACGUUAAUUUGAACUUCAACAUGCCGCCUAAGAAUCUCGUCGUGAACAGCCGAUCGCCGCUAGAAUGCAAGAAUGCGUGCAGACAAGGUCCAAACGGCCCUGAAAUGGAUCCAAAUUAUCAUCCACAGAAUCAAGCAUGUUGGAUAAAGCCCACGAUCUUCUAUGAUGGCUUCUGGACGGAACAAAAGGUCAAGAAAUGGGUGGCCGAACAGGUUGAGAAACAGUUCCCAGAAGAUGGUUCUAAGCCUUCUUCACCUAGUAGUGGUCCAGAACCAACCGUGCCCAAAUCAUAAGCUCUUUUGUAUACUGUCCAAUAUUUGCCAACUUUAACUUUUGUUCCUUAAUGAACAUCACUAAUUUUUGCUCAUGAUACAUUUUCUUAUACAGCGGUAUACAUUUUGUCGUAUAUUCUCUGAACACGCGUUUUGAACUUAGUAAUUUACACUUAGAGUAAGUAUAUUUUUAUUGAAAUACACUAUUUUUUAUCGAUUUUUUUCAAUGUUACUAGUUCAGUAGGAUGUGGGUAUUGAUGCUUGGUGUUUAGGAAUAUUAUUUAGGAGUGAUUUUAGGCGUUAGUGUAAAAUAUGCGAUGUUAAUAAAUAUGUUUUCACAAUAUGUAAUUAUAAAAUACAAUAAUUCCCUUUAUGUAUAGAUACAUUGUAUUUAUUAGAAGUAAAAAUUUAUCGUCUCUUACAUGUUUCUCUAAUUCAAAAGGUAUGUAUCUGUGUAGCAAUUCUACCUAAAGUCAUACCUAACGGCUUAUGACAAUUAUGUGUUUUUCAGUAGAAUAGCCAAAGACACAAAAUGUCAACUAUAUUCAAACAGAAUUUACUGUCCAAGUUCAUCAUAAAUGUUUUAACAAGAACUUGGUAGUUAUAUAUAUAGCACUAUAAAUAUGAAAAAUGUCUUAACAGUCUGGACUAGUAAAUAUUACAAUUAACAUCUAUAUUUGUAUUCCAAUUUCAGGCAUUAUCACUGUAUUUUUAUUUCGAUAUGUAUUAGAACCCAUAUAUGUAUUUUAAUUGUUUCAUAGAUAUUUAUUCCCUUCAAAAAUCCAUUUUUCUAUAUAGAAAUAAGCUAUAAAUGAUUCUAGCUAUAAAUGAUGGAAUUACAAUAGGUAUUAUAUUGUGUGGUAUCAUUAUUCAAUACAUGUUUUAUUAUAAUAAUAAAUUGUUUGAAAUUA
Messenger RNA from Pieris napi, 2305 nucleotides. RefSeq names its product DNA repair protein RAD52 homolog. The transcript is spliced from 4 exons. Gene Ontology annotation, biological process: double-strand break repair via single-strand annealing; mitotic recombination; double-strand break repair via homologous recombination. Gene Ontology annotation, cellular component: nucleus. The coding region runs from base 267 to 1415 and encodes 382 amino acids. The record is from RefSeq and is a predicted model, not a curated record. Lineage: Eukaryota; Metazoa; Arthropoda; Insecta; Lepidoptera; Pieridae.